Mercurialis annua (annual mercury) is the source of this 3785-nucleotide messenger RNA. RefSeq lists its product as uncharacterized. Gene Ontology annotation, biological process: proteolysis. The record is from RefSeq and is a predicted model, not a curated record. Bases 403 to 3612 code for a protein of 1069 amino acids. NCBI's taxonomy places the organism in Eukaryota, Viridiplantae, Streptophyta, Magnoliopsida, Malpighiales, Euphorbiaceae. Gene Ontology annotation, molecular function: cysteine-type peptidase activity. The transcript is spliced from 11 exons.
UUUUCGGACAAUACAAUGUUAAUUAAUUGUUUUUCUUUCUUACCACAUUAAUUUCACAAAUUACCAGCUCCCUUUAAUAGUUUUCAGCCAGCACCACCUUCCUCCCUUCAUCCCAAGCCUACACGUGUCUAGCAAAACACACAUGUAUCGUGCUCUGUUAAUUUUCAACUUCUUCUCUUCUUUAUUGCUCUUUUUACCGUUUUUUCAAACUUAUGCUGAUUCCUCUCUUUUCUUCUUCCCUCUCGCACACGAUCUCUCAUGAUUUCAAUCGUUUAUCCUUCUUCAUUUACAGUUUUCUUUUUACUUCCUAUUUUUUAGCCAUUAUCAGUGUAGUGUGUAACGUGCAUUUAGGUUUUAGGCUCCACAUUUGCUAUUAACUGCAUUUUAUCUAUAAAUAGCAACAUGGUUUCUACAAGAUCAACUCCUACAAAAGAGAAGAAGGAUUUUGUUGUUCCUGUAAAAAUGAAGCGGAAAUUAGUAAAAAAAGCUGAAAAAGAUGUUGAAGGAAGUGGUGUUGCUUCUGCCUCUGAGAAUGUCAAAGUAAAGGGAAAAAAGGUGGAUGAAACUGGUUUGAAAAAAAGGCGUUUGGCUUUUGAUGCUGUACCUGAUCAUCAGAAAGUUCAGAAAUCCUUGCAUAUUGAAGAACCAACUCGUUUGGUUCAGAACUGGGACUACUUGUUAGAUGCGGAAGAUCGUUACACUUGUAGAGUGACUAUGCCUUUAAAUUUCAAAUAUAUUGAGGACAUCAAGAAAACUCUUUCUGAUACUCAGCUGGAACUUUUCAAGAAGACAUUUCUUGGUCAUUUUUUAGACUUGUCGCCGUUGUGUAAUCAGCCUCAGCUUAUACAUUCUUUGUUGCUGCGAGAAGUGAAGCAUCCAAAUAAUAGGGAAUUGUGGUUUAAAGUUUCUGGACAUAAACUGCGGUUUAGUAUUGAUGAAUUUGCUGUGAUUACGGGGUUAAAUUGUGUUGGUGAUUUCAAUCCUGUUUCUUAUGCUCCAUUACAGAAUCAGUUGAUUGAUACCUAUUUCCCAAAUAGUGAAGUUACUCGAGAUGGAUUGGGUGUCAUAUUUCUGAACAAGGUUUUCAAGUCGGAUGAAGAUGCGGUUAAAUUGGCCGUAAUUUACUUGUUUGAGUGCUAUUUGUGCUCAAAUGAGAUUAAAUUUCAAAAUGUAAGUCGCUUUUUUAUGGAUAUGGUUGAUAGUGGGGACUAUAACUCAUAUCCUUGGGGGAUAAUGGUUUUUCGAUCUACCAUUGCUGAUAUGAAGAAGAGGUUUGCUACAAGAAGACGACUCAAGUUUUAUAGGCUUAACAGUUUCCCUUUGGCUUUGCAAAUCUGGUUCUAUGAAGUCUGCCCUUUUGCUACUAAUAAGAUAUGUUUUCCUGUUACUAAACCAAUGUUAGUUCCUCGAAUGCUAAAAUGGCUCAAGAGUCAGGACAAAUUAACAAUCAAAUAUCUGAAUGAGGCAUUUUUUGAUCAGACGCGUGAGCAGUUGAUGCUGAAGAAUAUUGUUCCUACAGCUCAAGAAAAAAUGUCUCUUGAUAUAUCUGGUUUUUUCCAAACUGGAAAGAAGAAAAUAGUUGAAGAUUUGGAUUUUUCAACUGAUGAUGACGCUAUUCUUGCUGAUUACCUCAAAUGUAAACAAGUUGAGUCUUCGAGACGAAGAAAAACAUUUAAUCUGUUGAAGAGUCGACUUAAUGGUAUCGAAUCAAGUCAACUGAAAAUACAAUCUGAAUUUUCUUCUUUGAAGACGGAGGUGAGAGUCAUUUAUGACUGUAUGACGGUGAUUGGCGAUCAUUUUGGCUUAAGCAUGCCUAAGUUUCCUAAGUCUGUUGCUGUAAAUGAAGUUCCCAAUGAUGAUGAUAAUAUGGGGGUUUCUGAUUACAUUUUUCAAACUGGAUAUAAAGAUGAUGCUGAUAAUGGCGAGGACGGUGAUGAUGAGUAUGAGAAAAAUGAAGAAGAGAACAAAGAUGAGGAUGAGAAAAAUGAAGAAGAGGACAAAGAUGAGGCUGAGGAUAAAAAAGAUGAGGCUGAGGAGAAAGAAGAUGAGGCUGAGAAGGACAAAAAUGAGGCUGAGAAUAAAAAAGAUGAGUCUGAGGAGAAAGAAGAUGAGGCUGAGGAGGACAAAGAGGAUGAGCAAAAAAAUGUAGAAGAUGAGAAGGAUAAUGAUAGAAAUGAUGAUGGUGGUGUUGGUGGUGGUGUUGGUGGUGGUAAUAAGAAAGAUGAUGAUGGUGGUGUUGGUGGUGGUAAUAAGAAAGAUGAUGAUGGCGGUGAUGGUAGAUCGAUGCAUGUUGAGGUCCCUGUUGAGGAUGUAAAUCAGGUUGGUUUAGAAACAGCUGCUGGCGAGGCCCCUGUUGAGAAUGUAAGUCAGGUUGGUUUGGAAAUGGCUGAUGUGAAAAUGGCUGCUGGCGAGUUUUCUAUGGGGAGAGCAAGUGAAGCUGAUGUGAAAAUGGUUGCUGAUGAGGUUCUAUUUUCUGAGAAGAAGAAUUUUACUACUCCUAUGGAUAACAAACGGAAUAUCAAGCCGAGUAUUUUAUUGAAAUCUCCAUACUUGGCUGAAUUCAGUUCUGGAAACAACGAAUACCGCAUAGAGAAUGCUACUUUUGUUGUUCCUAAAUUGUGUCCAUUGGACAAUAAUUUAGGAGAUGUUUUAAUGUGCGAUGAAUAUCCGGAGUAUCAUGACUGGAUUGGUAAAGGACAUUUGAGAUAUCCCAAGGCCAAAGAAGGAAGAUUUAUUAAGGAAACAGAAAAUUCUAUCAAUCCUCCUUUCAAUUUUGGUGUUGAUGUCAUUGAUGCGAAAGAUUUCUUUUUCGUUCUGGAGUAUGGUGGACAGUCAUUGAAUACACGGCACAUGGAUAUCUUAUUUUACUAUCUGAGGAAGAAAGGAAAAUAUAAAAGUAGCAUACAAAUGAAGUUCACAACAACUGACAAUUAUUUCGAUCAAACUUUUCAAUCUUUUGUGAGGCUUUUCAAGGAUACCGGAGACCGAGACCUGAUUUAUGAAGAUCAUCCAAUUUCUCAGUAUAUACGUGGCAAACGUAUGAUUGCGAAUACUCCAUGGGCUGAGUGUGAAUUUGUGCUGAUCCCUUUCCAUGUGUCUUCAAAUAAUCAUUGGGCCCUUGCAGUACUGGAUUUUAAGCUCAGGACGAUCACAAUCUAUAAUUCCAUGCGUUCAACUUUGAGUGCUUCGUCAACUAGACUGAUUGGGAAUAAUUAUGCCUCUUAUCUUCCUUUAUUUCUUUCCAAGUUAGAUGUGUUCAAAGAUAAUCCCUUUUCUGAUUUGCGUUCACCGUUCUAUACAAGUCAAGGAUUAGAAGAUUCUUUUCAGUUGAUUGUUAAAUAUGACCUGCCAGAACAACAGUUCAAUGAUUGUGGAGUUUUUGCAUUCUCUUUUGCUGAAUAUAUUGUGCAUGGGAGAGAGCAAGAGCUUACAAAAGAAUUUGAUGUGAAUUCCCAUCGAAAGCGUUUGGCUUUUUGUCUUUAUAAGUAUGGAAAAUGGAAGAAUAUGUUUCAUGUUGUCAGUGAAUCAGAGAGUUAUCAGGACAAGGACCAAAAGGAUGGGAAUGUGAAAGCAAAAAGAUACAAGAUUCGAGCUGGAAAACUGAAACUGUAGUUGUUAUUUUGAAUGAACAAUGUUUUUUUAUGCUUUUUGUGUGUUUUAUUUUUUAGGUUUGUUUGAACACUGUUUUUUGUUUGAAUUAAUGAAGUAAACAAUGUUUUUUGUUUGAAUUAAUGAAGUAAUCUUUUACUUUAAUAUUCCUUUUUAUUCACACUUGCACUUUUUUU